Molecule: messenger RNA, 1880 nt
Organism: Ectocarpus siliculosus
Lineage: Eukaryota; Phaeophyceae; Ectocarpales; Ectocarpaceae
Source: the annotation of a GenBank genome assembly
AUGGCCGGGCUCAACCGAAGCGCUCGUGCACCCGCCAACGAUAUCGAUCGGCGGUGGUCGGAGAUACCCUUGUAUCGGCCAGAACAAGACCUGGUGUUCUUCAGCCACAUCCACAAGACUUCGGGGACGUCUCUCAGUUCUCUCUUGGCCAACGUGUUCCCAAGGACGGCAGUCGUGCCCACCUCGCAUCCCUCCAAGGGGCUGCUAGUGAGCCAGCUCCAGGGACACGACUCGGAGUGGUGGCAGCCGUUUCAGUUAAUGUUCUCCCACAACAGAGCAAACGUAACCGACACCAUCGGCAUCCCGCCGACGAAGACACCGAGGGUGCUCAUCACCAUACGAAACCCCCUCCUGCACAAGGCCUCCAUUUUCUUCGAGUCCGUCUGCAGGUUCGGCAAGCACAUCAGCGACGACGGAACGAUCGACCAAGAAGCAGCGACCCUCGCUAGAGUCAAUGGAAGCGGGGUAGAUACCGAGCAGUACAAUUUCUGCCGAGACCCGGAGAUGUGGGUCGGUUCCAAACAGUUCGACAAGGUCUACAGGAACUUCGAGGCACGCUGGUUGUCCUACGGGGCGGCAGAAGGCCACCCUUGCAUCAGACCCGACCCGGAGUUCAACCGAUGGAGGGUUGACGACACCGAUGUUGGGGGGACGUGCAAAGCCAUCAAGGCUUCCGGCCAGGACGCGGACGUGUGGGCGGCGUAUUUCGAGCGAACCGCUGACGCCGCGAUUCGGAGGAUGGAAGGGGCGCUGUGGGUGGGGGUGACGGAGCGCAUGGAGGAGUCGCUCUGCCUGCUGUUCCUGACGCUCGGGAAGAAGGAGAGCGAGAUGCCGCAGCACCGACUCAAGAUCCCGAGGCCAAUAACGGUGUGGCACGAUAAGGCGAAGGAGAAAGCGGUGUCGUACGACAGGGCGGACUGGAGGGUUUUCGAAGCCGCGAAUGACUUUCUCGACCUCCGCCUGUGGACGGCGCGGGAAAGGUUGAAAGGCGCGGGAGAUGAGGAACGCGCGAGGCUAGGCGAUCACUGUUUCCAAGUCCUCGCUGGAACGGGCGGUAGCGGUGGCGAGUAAGCGAUGCCCCAGAACCGGUUGCGUGUCUUAUGGGUGCGUAAGUUCCAACGGAUUUUUCCCAAGGUCGGGUAUGAGGAGCUUGGGUUGUCUCUCCCAGGGUCAUUUGCCUUGUUGUCUGUACCGUGUUGUUUAUUGGCAUAGCUCUCUCAGGCGCCAAGAAGCGUUGUCGUUCUAGCAUAUGGGGCGCUUAAGUUCGUUUCUUUAUAUUGUUGUUAUUGUUGCUGGUGCGCGGUUGUUGUCUAUUCUCCCCCUACUCCCAAGCGUCUGGCUUGAUGUCGACCGCCCUCCGACCUGAACGCCAGGCGAUAGUCGGAGGGAUGAGGUGUGUCGGUGACGCUCCGAGUAAUUGGGUUUAUUGCAGUAGUGUAUACGGGGUUUUGUUGCUUGGUGUUUUCGUCCCCCUUUAACUGAUACGGUACCCUGGUGUGAAACCCAGCCCUUUCCACUGUGGUUCGUUGCCUUUGGUUGACAUGGCGCUCUCUACCGUGGAACUCCGCCAUGAAGACGUACCGUAGAUGACGGAAGAUACCGCACCCUCGACUGGUUUUCAAAAGCCCGAUUGCUGCACAGCACAAGUGUCGGCGUUGGAACCGUCUCGUCGAGCGUUUUUUUCGAAAACGCAUCGUUUCACUCCGUGGAGUAGUCGCAAUUCGAUCGAGGGUGUGUGUUUUCUUGCGUCACCUACGGUAUUUGUCCCUUUGUCGGCGCUGAUGCCCCUUCCGUUUGGCUGGUGCCGCCGUUUUCGUUCAAAUGUUGGUACUUUCAUCCUAGCCUAUUGUUUGUUAUAUUUGGGGCUGGGCGUUGUGUGU